Molecule: messenger RNA, 3470 nt
Organism: Mus musculus (house mouse)
Lineage: Eukaryota; Metazoa; Chordata; Mammalia; Rodentia; Muridae
Gene: Dhrs3
Product: dehydrogenase/reductase 3
Exons: 5
Coding region: 1374-2129 (251 amino acids)
Biological process (GO): retinoic acid biosynthetic process; retinol metabolic process
Cellular component (GO): membrane
Molecular function (GO): all-trans-retinol dehydrogenase (NADP+) activity
Source: RefSeq, a predicted model, not a curated record
UCAAGGCAUGCGCGAGUUUCCCCUCGGUUUGCCCGGCCGCUCAGGGGUGGUCACCUGGCCCAGGCUGGGAGCCAGGUCUGAUACAGCAAGCUGGCUUGCCAGAGUUGGUUGCAGCGUGUUCGAGUUCCGGCUGCGAGCCCUCGGGGACUAGGGCAGCAAGUUCCAGCUUGCAGAAAUGAGAAGCGAGUCCCAGGGGAGUGCGAGACGCAGCGAGACCGGGUGCGCGCCUAGGCGCGUGCCCCGCCACGGCGCAGGGGGAGGGGAAGUCGCCGCAGCCACUCAGAGGCACGAUAGUGAAGCCUCCCAACAACUUUAACUGUCAAUCAGACUUAAUGGGGUAUUAAAAAAAAAAAAAAAAAAAAAAAGGAGGGGGCGCCCUUUCGGUCCACGCCGCAGCUGCCCCGCGGACGAAGUAAUAGGGCGGUGCAGACUAGGGCGUCCUAUCCACGAGUGCUCCACAGUACGGGCCCGACCAAGUUGGAAAGAACAAAAAAGAAGGCAAUAAAUACUAAAGGGGAGGGGGGAAGAGAGGGAGCCACACCGAGCGGCAACUCCCAGCCCGGGCUGCAAGAGAGGGAGGAGGGAACCGGAGAGAGCGGGCGCGCGCGAGGGCGAGCUGUGCACGAGAAGAAACUGACACCCGGACCCCCCACUUCUCCUGCACGGUGCUGGCAAUCAGAUCGCGUUUAAGCAAUUUCCUGAGCCCAAGAAUAGCAAUGAGUCGGGAGACUUUCGCGGACUGAAAUUGGGAGCUGCAAUCACUCCCCAGGUUUUGUGUGUGGUGUUUUUGUGUGUGGUUUUUUCCCCCCUUUCUUUUUCUGGAGAAAGUUGGAGGGGGGCGCUACAAUUGGGAAACAGCUUUUUUGUUUGUUUGUUUUGUUAAUCUUGCACUUUGAAACCGCGGACUGUAGCUGUGUGCGCGCUGUGGUUGGUGCUUUUUUUUUUUUUUUUUUUCGUCCCUGGCCUUGCCUAAACUCUUCUGUCGGUCUGUAAACAUUACCUGUGAAUUUCCCAGCCGAAACGGCUGUUGGGGCAAGAAACUUCUUGUUAAAACUUCCCACCCCUUGGACUCUCCACAGCCCCUCUCACCGUCCCAAUCUUCUGAGACGCUUUUUACCUCUCCGCCAGAGCAGAGUUUAUCUUUUUUUUCUUUUUCUUUUUUUUUUCUUUUUCCUCCCAUUUUUCCUCGCCCUGUCCUUUACAUCUGAAAGGAGAUCAGUUCAAGAGUGACCAGGUGGGACGCCUCCUUUUCCUUAUUUAGUUUAUUAUUGUUUGGGGGAGUUUUCUUUCUAUCUUUUUUUAAUUCCUGUCCGGGGAGUUUUGUCCACCGCCUCCUACCACCUCCCCCUGUACCCCGCUCCUCCGCGCGGAGGAUGGUGUGGAAAUGGCUGGGCGCGCUGGUAGUGUUCCCUCUGCAAAUGAUCUAUUUGGUAACCAAAGCAGCCGUGGGAAUGGUGUUGCCCCCCAAGCUUCGGGACUUGUCGCGGGAGUCAGUCCUCAUCACCGGCGGUGGGAGAGGCAUCGGACGCCACCUCGCUCGGGAGUUCGCAGAGCGUGGCGCCAGAAAGAUUGUUCUCUGGGGGCGGACUGAAAAAUGCCUCAAGGAGACGACAGAGGAGAUUCGGCAGAUGGGCACAGAGUGCCACUACUUCAUCUGUGACGUGGGCAACCGGGAAGAGGUGUACCAGAUGGCCAAAGCUGUCCGAGAGAAGGUGGGUGACAUCACCAUCCUGGUGAACAAUGCCGCUGUGGUCCAUGGAAAAAGCUUGAUGGACAGUGACGAUGAUGCCCUCCUCAAGUCCCAGCAUGUCAACACCCUGGGCCAAUUCUGGACCACCAAGGCCUUUUUGCCACGUAUGCUGGAACUCCAGAACGGCCAUAUUGUGUGCCUCAAUUCCGUGCUUGCACUGUCAGCCAUCCCUGGCGCCAUCGACUACUGCACGUCAAAAGCAUCAGCCUUCGCCUUCAUGGAGAGCCUGACCUUGGGGCUGUUGGACUGUCCUGGUGUCAGCGCCACCACCGUUCUGCCCUUUCACACCAGCACCGAGAUGUUCCAGGGCAUGAGAGUCAGUGGCUGGGAUGGCAACAAAGGACCCUGGGAAGUGGCCAGAAGAAGCCUGCUCAGCUAGCCCAAUUCCAGCUGUACCUCAUACUGAUGACGUUUCUCGGACACUCAGUUCCCUGUCUAUAAAAUGGGUUUACAGCUCAUUUUCAAGGAAGGUUGCUGGGAAGGCCAUAUGCAGCAAUAGGAGUGGAAAGGGGAGCGUCUAGGGGUGUGGCUGGAUGGUAGAAUAAGUCAGUGACUGUGAAAACAACGAUGGACACCUGAUACAGCGACUCUUGCUGGAUGGAUGCCUACCUGUUAUAGGUCCCAUCACCAUCCUCAGGAGACUGCUGAGAUGGCUACAGGACAGAUCCAAGACUCUUUUUUCCCUCCCCUUUUUCUUUCAGAAAAGAGGAGUUAGUUAAAGCAUAGGUCUUCCAGACAAACCCUCCACUCUCUCUUGCAGUGCUCACAAAGCAGACAGAGCCACUCAAUUCCACAAGGCUCUUCUAACUUGUGAAGUAGGGGGUUCUAUGGGCAAUUACUGUAAAUAUAUGUGUGUGUGUGUGUGUGUGUGUGUGUGUGUGUGUGUGUGUGUGUGUGUGUGUGUGUGAGAGAGAGAGAGAAAGAGAGAGAGAGAGAGAGAGAGAGAGAGAGAGAGAGAGAGAGAGAGAGAGAGAGAGAGAGAGAGAAACAUCAUCAGUAUGAGGUACAGCUGGAAUUGGGCUAGCUGAGCAGGCUUCUUCUGGCCACUUCCCAGGAUCCUUUGUUGCCACCCAGCCACCGUGGAGAGAAAGGGGGAAAUCUUAACAGGUUUGAAGCCUUUCCAUCAGGUCCUUCUGCAAGGGUUUAACCAGAAAGGGUUCCCCCAAAGCCCAGGCAGCUGGGCCUUGCUGUCCUGUCUCUCCUCUCUCAAGAGUCAGUACUGGACACAGGUGGAGGCUGGUGACUGCAAAUAUGCCAGUGUGUCACUGGAGUUGCAGUGAACUACAUCAGCAUGCACCUCUCGGGAAAACCUUCUAGGCUACAGGUUCAUGGGGCUCUGAGAAUCACUAUCUUGGCCUGCAAAGAAAAUCUAGCCAUCAAGGUGUAGGAACUGAGUUUGAUCUCCAGAACUCACGUUUAUAAAAAAAAAAAAAAAAAUCCAGGCAAGAUAGCAUACACUUGUCAUCCCAGUACUGUGGAAGCAGAGACAGGCAAAUCCCUAGGGCUGACUGAUCAGUCAGGCUAGCCAAGUUUCAAACUUCAGGCCAUCAAGUGACCCAGGUCAUAAAACAGUGUGUAUGACUCCUGAAGAACAAUACUGAAAGAUGACCUCUGUCCUCCAUACACAUUCAUAUUAUUUACCUCAACACACAUAAACACCCAUAUGCAUGUGCACACACACACACACACACACACACACACACACACACACACACACACA